Molecule: messenger RNA, 1152 nt
Organism: Agrilus planipennis (emerald ash borer)
Lineage: Eukaryota; Metazoa; Arthropoda; Insecta; Coleoptera; Buprestidae
Gene: oaf
Product: out at first protein
Exons: 4
Coding region: 134-988 (284 amino acids)
Source: RefSeq, a predicted model, not a curated record
CAAACAAGACAAGUAAGUUCACGUUUAUUUUACGUUUGUCUUCGUUGCUUGGUUCUCUAGUGAAUCAGCUGAUGGUGAACGUAUAACGUGCCGCUACUUUUCGUGUUUAUAAACGUUUAACGUGCUCAAAAACAUGAACGAUAAAAUUAAUUUGUGUCGACGAUUUAUUCUUUUAUUGACAUUCAUCUUGUUUGGAUCACAAAGCAAUUCCCAACUCGUCAUUAACGUAAAAAAUCAGGGUGGCGAUGUUGUUCAGGAAACGAUAGCAGCAAAUGUGACAGAUGACACAGUUACUUUAGAAUUUCAAAGGCCUGACGGUACCCUCGUUACUCAACUCAUCGACUUCAGAAAUGAGGUCCAAAUCCUCAAAGCUCUAGUUUUGGGUGAAGAGGAGAGAGGUCAGAGCCAAUAUCAGGUGAUGUGUUUCAUUUUUCACACAACCAGGGACGCGUUUAUAUCAUCGGACGCAAUGUCAAAGUUAAGACAAAAGAAUCCAGGAACAAUUCGUACUCCUGAAGAAGAUCGCGGACGCCAAAACUACACCAUGACCUACAGUGUCGAUUUGGGGCGAUCGUCGAUUAUUUCCCCGCAUAUAAGCGACAUGUGUACCGAAGCUUCCGAUGCCACAUACACGAGAUACGAAGAUAUACAGCAGUGGGCGACAUCGCAAGGUCUUUCGGAAAACGUAUAUCUCAAUGCUGUGAAAAGAUUUCCUACAGGAACGGACCCAUUGCUGAACGAAAUAGGUGUUUCGGAUCAAGAUAAUGCCCUUCUCAGUUGUUCAGAAGUGAAAAAGGUGUGGUCCCCUUGUCAGUGUCAUUUAGAAUUGUGUAUCGGAUGGUAUCCUUGCGGUCUAAAAUAUUGUAAAGGUAAAGGGGAGAACAAAAACUCGGCAAUGACAUACCGAUGCGGGAUAAAAACAUGCCGUAAAUGCCAUCAUUUUUCGUAUUUCGUGUCGCAAAAGCAGUUGUGCCUGUGGGACGAGUGAUUAAUUUCAAACGCGCCAACUGACUUGUGUUUCGCGACAACUGCCUUAAAAUGAUUUCGUCAACUUGGACCAACAUGCCUUAGAAUAAGCGUAAUUUUUUAAUAUCCUUGUAAAUAUGUACGUACAUCGAAUCUUUUAAAUUAACAAUAAAAAAAAAAUACAAA